Cornus florida is the source of this 3243-nucleotide messenger RNA. RefSeq names its product receptor-like protein 33. The transcript is spliced from 6 exons. Gene Ontology annotation, molecular function: protein binding. The record is from RefSeq and is a predicted model, not a curated record. NCBI's taxonomy places the organism in Eukaryota, Viridiplantae, Streptophyta, Magnoliopsida, Cornales, Cornaceae. Bases 1 to 3243 code for a protein of 1080 amino acids.
AUGGCAGUUUUUCAAAAACACUACAUUUUCCUUUUCCUUAUUCUUGUUUUCUUUUCACUUCUAUCCACAAUCAUAUCAUCAAGAAGGACAGAAGCAGAAGCUCUUCUAAAAUGGAAGAAUAGCUUGUUAUCUUCUAAUAAUUUCAUCACUUCAUGGUUUGUCACCGACAUAAAAAAUCAUUGCAACUGGACUGGCAUUGUUUGUCACAGUGUUGAAAUUGUAUCCGAGAUCAACUUGUUCGAUUCAAAUUUGAAUGGAACACUUACCCAAUUCAAUUUCAUUUCAUUUCCAAAUCUCACCCAUUUCAACCUCAGUAGGAACCAACUCAAUGGGCCAAUUCCAUUUACAAUUGGCAAUCUCUCCAUGCUUGUUGUUUUGGACUUGAGUUCCAAUAAUUUUAAGGGUAUCAUACCUUUAGAGAUUGGGUUUUUGACAGAGCUUGGGUACCUUAGUUUUCUCAGUAACAAUCUCAAUGGCAUACCUAUGUUGACUCAUCUUUACUUUGAUUCCAAUCAACUUAUCUCUGAAUUUCCAGAUUUUAUACUCCAUUGCCCCAACCUCACUUUGCCUUAUUUUUUAUACAACCAUUUCACUGGCUUAAUACCUGAGUUGGUAUUCACCAAUCUUACCAAGCUUGAAUAUCUUAAUCUUACUAGUAAUUCAUUUCAAGGGUUAUUAUCAGCAAAUAUUUCAAAGUUUUUGAAGCUCAAAGAUCUUGGUCUAGGUAACAACCAGUUUGUUAGUUCAAUUCCUGAGGAGAUUAGAUUAGUUUCAGAUCUUCAAAUCAUUUCACUGUCUAACAAUACAUUCCACGGAAAGAUUCUUUCUUCCAUAGGCCAACUCAGAAAGCUUUUAGGACUUGAUCUACAAAUAAAUGACUUAAAUUCUUCAGUUCCUUCUCAGCUUGGCUUAUGCACUGAGCUCACACUCUUGAGUCUUUCUAUGAAUUUACUUACCGGACCCUUACAUUUGUCCCUAUCCAAUCUGUCCAAGAUAUCUCUAUUUUCCAUAUCCGAUAAUUUUCUUUCCUGCAAGAUCUUACCUUAUCUUGUCACCAAUUGGACUGAAUUGGAAUUUUUAAACCUUCAAAACAAUUCCUUCACUUGUAAAAUUCCACCUGAAAUUGGCCUAUUGACAAACCUCACAUUCUUGGAUCUGUCUGUGAAUUCACUUAUCGGACCCUUACCUUUGUCCUUGUCCAAUCUGUCCAAGAUAUUUAGUUUGUAUAUAUCGGAUAAUUUUCCUUCCGGUGAGAUCUCACCUUAUUUUGUCACCAAUUGGACUAACUUAGAAACUUUACAACUUCAAAAGAAUUCCUUCAUUGGUAAAAUUCCACCUGAGAUUGGAGUCCUACACAAAUUAUGGUAUUUGGACAUUUCGGCAAACCAACUCUCAGGUCCAAUUCCUCUAACAAUUGGGAAUCUCACAAGCCUCAGUUCCUUGAACCUCUUUGACAACUAUCUUAAUGGAACAAUUGCACCUGAGAUUAGGAAUUUGAAACUGCUGGAUGCUUUUGAUAUGAGCAAAAACAAAUUAAAUGGUGAAAUCCCAGCUCAGGUAGGUCACCUAACUCAAUUGUCCUAUCUAAACCUCGAAUCAAAUGAAUUCAUGGGUGAAAUACCACCUACCAUUUACAACUUGAGCUCCCUCCAUGUUCUUAAUCUAUUUAAUAACAGGUUGGUUAAUGUAAUUCCACAAUGUCUGGGAAACUUUAGCCAUGAACUCUCUGUGCUAGAUCUGCGAAUGAAUCACUUUCAUGGGACUAUUGCAGCAAUAUUUACAAAGUGUAAUAAUUUGAGAAAUCUCGACUUGAGUGGAAAUCACUUGGAAGGGCCAGUGCCGCAAAGUUUGGUCAAUUAUAGACAAUUGGAAGUUAUUGAUCUGGCCAACAACAACAUAAUUGACACAUUCCCCCAUUGGAUGGAUGAUCUUCUUGAGCUGCAGGUUCUUGUCCUACGAUCUAACAGAUUUGGAGGUGCAAUAGAUACUUCCACCAGUAAACUGCCCUUUCCUAAGUUGCGAAUAAUCGACCUCUCUCACAAUGAGUUCGCCGGCCCCUUGCCUACAAAAUAUUUCAAGAAUGUCAAAGCUAUGAUGAAUGUUGAUGAACAUAAAGUGGGUCGUGAAUACAUCGGGGAGAAGUACAAUUAUUAUCGAGAUUUAGUUAAGGUGGUGGUGAAAGGGCUAGAGCUUGAACUUUCAAGAAUCCUAACCAUCUUCAUACCUAUUGAUUUAUCGAGCAACAAUUUUCAUGGGGAGAUUACUGACUUCAUUGGAAUGUUUCAUUCGCUACGGUUGCUCAACUUAUCUCACAACAGUAUUACAGGACAUAUUUCAUCGUCUCUGAAAAAUUUGACUCGGCUAGAAUCAUUAGACCUCUCUUCAAACCAGUUAGUGAGGGAGAUUCCUUGGCAACUGACAAGCCUAACAAUUCUUUUAAUCUUAAACUUUUCGCAAAAUCAUCUUGUUGGACCAAUACCUCAUGGUCAACAAUUUGAUAAAUUUGAAAACAAUUCAUACUCUGGAAACCAGGCAUUGUUCGAUUUUCCAUUGACAAAGAAAUGUUUCUUGGCAUGCCCAUCCGGUUCCAUCAGAAUCGGUACCAACUUUUUUCAGGCCAAACAUAGUGGCACGCUCGGUGGGACAACCGGGGAAAAAAUCUUUCUUAUGGCAUAUCUGAGCUUUGAACAUGAAGAGUACUACCGAAGGGUGGCCGAAGAACGUAAAAAGUAUUUCCGAGCUAUAUCACAGGUUUGUCAUGAUGUUUUUACUAACAAUUGGCAUCAUUUUGGGUUUUGUCAUGGUACGGCUCAGGCUGGUCAAUCAGCCAUUCCGGUGGACAUGCCAAGUACGUUUGUUGAGGGGAGUCCUUCUCAACAGCCUGUGCAUUCCAUGCCACAGGUACAAACAGUGCAGGUGCCACCUGCACAACACGGAAAAUCUUUUCAAGAUCUUGCCCAAAGUUUUAGAGAACACGACAAAUAUUUUCAAGAUCUUGUCGAUAUUUUAAAGGAACAGGCUAUUGAACUUUUUAAUCAAAGUUCACGUGCCACUCUAGAAGUUCAACUAGUGCAUAAUGCACUUCAGAUUCCACUAGCAGUGAAGUUGAUUCCGCCAGUAGUGAAGUCGAUUCCACCACCACUUCUAUUGCAGGUGCAGGUUCUAACUAAGGUGCAUAAACUUCCACCAGCAGUAGCUCAACCACUUGGUGUUGCCUCAAAAGGACAAGUUAAAAUGUGUUAA